CAAUUCGUGAUAUCCCUUCUCAAAUUACAAGAGCAUAGGUAGGAUACUGAUUCGUCAACUUUGAGUUUUGUCUGCUCUCGUUGGCUGUAGUUUGUAGUACACGUCAGCAGACAACUUCUAGUCAUCCCCUUGAACACGAACUGUCUUUUUCCUCUUCCUGGUUUCUAGCUUUUUUAUGACACAUGACAAUUUCUGUAAGGGGCUGCUAUGCUUACCUAAAUGAACGUGAGGCAAAUGUCAUAGUCUACUUCGACACACACGCUGAGGAUCUCUACGAAACAAUGUGUUGAAUGCGCAUUUGAAGACUUUCUGCAGAAACCAACGCAGCGAUUAAUCUAAAACGGACACGUUUUAUAACGCACGUCUAAACAAUGAACACGAAUGUUUGUUUGUGCUCCCAUCUGUAGCCUGCAAGCGAAUUCAUGAAUGUUUGUAGCUCAAUGUGACAAAAUGAGAUUUAGACUUCUCCGACGAAACAUAAUUGCCUUUGUGCUCGUCUCCUUACUUGUGCUAAUUUUAAUAUAUACCAAACUAGCUAUAGUCUCAGAUAAACCUCCGGAGACUCCACCUCAGGACCCCAACACCCAAGCCACUGUCAUCAGUAAGUUUCAGUAUGGAUCAGUCAUGGACAUGCGCACAUCAGUAUAUGACAGUAACUUCAAACAAGUUAUUCAGAAUGAUGGCAAGUUCCCAGGUGACCCCGAAGUGGUCAUUGUUGUGCAAGUUCACAACAGACCAGCUUACCUCAAAAUGUUAAUUCAGUCAUUGGAAAAUGCUGCAGAUAUUCACAAGUUUCUGAUCAUCUUCAGUCAUGACUAUUUUUCCCAGGAAAUGGCCGAUGUAGUUCAGGCGAUCACCUUCUGCAAGGUUUUGCAAAUUUAUUUCCCUUACAGCCGACAGCUCUAUCCAAAUGAGUUUCCUGGACAGGACCCAAAGGACUGUUCACGGGAUAUAGCCAAGGCUGAUGCCAUCAAAUCAGGAUGUCUCAAUGCUGAGCACCCAGACUCCUACGGUCAUUACCGGGAGGCUUCUAUCACACAGACUAAACAUCACUGGUGGUGGAAACUUCAUUUUGUGUGGGAACGGGUACAUGCUCUUCAGGGAUUCAGCGGUUUCACCAUCUUCAUUGAGGAGGACAACUACAUCCUCCCUGACUUUUAUCAGUUCUUCAAGGGCAUGUUAGAGCACAGGAAGUCUGACUGCCCGGACUGCGAUAUGCUGGCCCUGGGCAACCACGAUGGCCUGGGACGCUUUCAGGAAUUGUCAGGCAAGCUGGAGACCGCGAGCUGGCUGUCAACGAAGCACAACAUUGGCAUGGGCAUCUCCAGGGAGGUCUACUACAAGUUGAUGGGCUGCAACAACGAGUACUGCACCUACGAUGACUACAACUGGGACUGGACCCUGCAGAACCUUUCUGGGACGUGCAUCUCCAAGCCCCUGAAGGUGCUUGUGGCACGUGGCUCCAGGGUUCUGCAUACGGGCGACUGUGGCAUGCACAAGAAGGAGGCCUGCCGCCCUGAACAGGCCCAGGUGAAGGUGCAGGAGUCGCUCCAGCAAGGAAAGCCAGCCUUUUUUCCAAAUACUCUCACCGUGACAGACCACGGCCCUGCACAGCACCAGCCGCACAUGAAAAAUGGAGGGUGGGGGGACAUCCGGGACCAUGCACUAUGCAAAAACUAUGCCAAACGUCUCUAAGCCAAGGGCUUCCUUUAUUGUUUCCUCAAAAAUGUUUGGGGUGUUAAGUGCCAUUAAGAUCAUUAGAGCAAGAAGUUGCUGGAAAAAUGUUUCAUUUACUGUAACUCACAGUGUCUUCCAAAGAUGCAGGUGGGCAAAAAGAGAUACCACGCAUCACUAUUUCAGGAAUGUAAAUCUUAAUUUUUCUUUAAAAAAAAAAAAAGAUGAUGUGAUAAGUGUAAUUAAAUGGUAAGAUUUUGAUAGCCUGUGAUCUGUGAGUAGGUUUGCUUUCUGACCAUAGGACUUUUUUUUCAUUAUGUGGGUUUUUUUCUCUCUCUCUUCUGUCGGCCAACGCUACAAAACAAAAGUGUAUUGAAGCGAAAUCAUGGCUGUAAAAGACCAUCCAAGUGCCAUAUUAAUUGCUAUAAUCCGUCCCAGUCUUUCACAUUUCACCUUCUGUGAGCACUCUUUGAACUUCCAUUCUGCACUGAGCUAUUUUGUGACUGAGAGAAAAUACAUUCCAUAAAUGUAGCCUUCUUGAAUAUGUAAAGCCUUAUUUCUAAUUGAAAUACACACAUUUUAAUCAAGCUAGUGUAAGAAGAUUGAAUGUCCACCUUUAUUCAGUGUCUUUCCAUGUGUGCUUUUAUGCUUUGUUUUAUUUUAUUUUGAGUAAGGGUUGGCCAAUGUAAUGUUAGCUUGAUUGUGGUUAUCUGAUAUCUGUUUGCCAUCCUUUGCAUGGAUGUUUACACUGAGGAAAUCACACGGAAAAUAACUGUUGCUUCACAUGGUACAAGAGUUUGGUUCCAAAACACAUAUCUCCAUUUUAACAUUAAUAAGUAAUGUUCUUCAAUUGUGUUUUUCCGGUAAUAACAAUACAAUUGCAGUUGUGUUGUUUUUAUUUAGUAAAGAAUACAUUAAAUAACAAUACCCAAUUACAGUUCUACUGAAAUUGCUUGGAAAACAAAAACAAAAAAUGAUCUGAAUGAAUGAAAAUGGAGGAUGUAGCGUUUUGGACACAAACUCUUAAGAUGUUUUGCUUUUAUGGGCAUUUCUGGUAAUAUACUAUUGACAACACAACGGGACAUGUAUUCUAACAGUGGAAGGAGGCUUUAGUUGAUGCUUUAUCUGCUUUGCAGUUGUUUCAAAGGUCUCUGUUGUGUUUGUCUUUCUUUGUGAAAUGUUGGUUUUGCUGAGCUGGACAUCUGCGCUUUCCUCCAUACUGACCUUUGUCCUACAACAGGAAGGUGUGUUUCCUCUUGGUCAGCGCCCAUAGUUGCACUAUCGCCCCCAGCACCUACCACUGUGAUUACACUGUUGCAAGUCCUCUAGCGAGCUAUCACACUGUGAUGUACGUCAUCAAUGCAUUAUCUUUCUCACAAAGAGUGCCCCCCCCCCCCCCACACACACACCACUUCUGUUGCCUUAAAGAGAUUUAUUGUUUUCAACCAGGAGAAAUGUGCCAAGGAAAUGUUCCAUAUCUGGACCCUUCUUCCUUUCCUUUAACUUCCAGACCAAUUCACUGAUGAAAGCCAUAAUCUGAACUGUCUGUGUUUCUAUGCAUGUCCUAUUUUUGUGUUCAUUAGGAUGUUUUGAUUUGUUUUGACUGUAAAAUCCAAAGAUGAGUCGGUGGUGGAGGGAUGGCAUGGCCUAAAUGUAAAUAAUCUUUUAAAAAUAUCUAAAUGACAGCUGUGGAAUAUGUUGACAGUGAUUUCUCAGACUGCCACUGACUGUAAAUAAACAUGAGAAAUUACCAGUGCCCUACA
Molecule: messenger RNA, 3437 nt
Organism: Sardina pilchardus (European sardine)
Lineage: Eukaryota; Metazoa; Chordata; Actinopteri; Clupeiformes; Clupeidae
Product: alpha-1,6-mannosyl-glycoprotein 2-beta-N-acetylglucosaminyltransferase
Exons: 2
Coding region: 427-1695 (422 amino acids)
Biological process (GO): protein N-linked glycosylation; oligosaccharide biosynthetic process
Cellular component (GO): Golgi stack; Golgi membrane
Molecular function (GO): alpha-1,6-mannosylglycoprotein 2-beta-N-acetylglucosaminyltransferase activity
Source: RefSeq, a predicted model, not a curated record